GCCGCAUUCCAGCCGGAGCGCAGCGCUCUGUAGUCGGACCCGGCGCGCUCCGUGUCCCCGGUCCUCCCGGUCCUCUUCCCCGCAGCAGGACCGCUGCUCCGCGGCUUGUCUUCUGUCCCCGGGUCGGUGCAGACCUCCGCGCUGUGAGAGCCGCUCUGGUCUGGAGCUCGAUACACAGACACGGAGCCCGUCGCGUGGACUUCUUUUCUAUAUUUUGUGUAUAUCUUCGUUGCUGGUGGAUUUAAAGCCUUUUCCCCGGGCGGCCGGCACCAUGGAGCCCGGCGCGUGGUGGACGCUGGUGGGCGCGCUGCUCGGGACCCUGUCCGGGCUACAAGGAGUGUGUGUCUUCGAGGGAUCUCUGUACGCGAACAACACAUCGUGGAGACCGGAGUCGUGUCGGGAGUGCAGCUGCCACAGCGACGUGGCCGUCUGCCAGCUCAGCCGCUGCCAUAACCCACAGUGUGACUUCCAGAGGGGUCAGCACUUGAGGAUCCCUGCCAACAAGUGCUGUCCGGAGUGUGUCUCCUCAUCCCAGGGCUCCUGCCAGUACGAAGGAUUCGUUUACGGACAUGACAGCCAGUGGAGCCCCUCCCCCUGCUCCCUGUGCUCCUGCUCCAGAGGAGGCGUGGCCUGCAGCUCUCGGCACUGCCAUCCUCUCAGCUGCCCCGCGGACCAGAGCCUGUUCACCCCCACCGGAGAGUGCUGCCCCAAGUGCGGCCGCAACGGAGGGUCCUGCUCCUGGGGGGGCGUGGCCUAUAGGGACGGCGAGGAGUGGGCGCCGAGCCUCUGCUCCAGGUGCGUCUGCAGUGACGGGGACGUCCGGUGCUCGGUGGCCGAGUGUCAACCGGUCGCCUGCAAGCCGCCCGAGAACUUGGUGAUCCAGCCGGGCCGCUGCUGCCCUCAGUGUGUGUCCAACCCCUGUCUGUCUGCUGGGAAACAGCACCAGCACGGUGAGCAGUGGCAGAAGAACGCCUGCACCACGUGUGUGUGUGACCGGGGGCAGUCUAAAUGCCACACAUACACCUGUCAGCCCCUCACCUGCAACAAGGGUCAGACCAAAGUGAAGCGAGCCGGACAAUGCUGCGGCGAGUGCGCCGCCGCCGCGGGGAGCUGCGCGUACAGGGGCGCCACGCGAUACCACGGAGACAUGUGGAACGCCACGGGGUGCCAGUUCUGCUCCUGCAACCGCGGUCAGGUGGUCUGCCACCGGGCCGAGUGCGGCCGCGUGGCUUGCCCCCAGGGAUCUGAGCUCAAUCAUCUACUGGGCCGGUGCUGCCCGGAGUGUUCCUCUGAGAAACCUUCCUGUUCCUAUAAAGGGGAAUCCUACAAGGACCUGGCUCGGUGGUCGGACGGCGGCUGCCGAGAGUGCGAAUGCAGCGGCGCCCGGGCGACCUGUUACCUGCUCUCCUGCCCCACCUGCCCACCGGGCACCCUGGUCUUCAUCCGGCCCGGCGGGUGCUGCCCCGAGUGUCACCGAGUCCAGUGCCAUGCAGACUGCCUGUCAUGCACGGGGUCUCCCGGCCACUGUGAGAGCUGCAGGAGCCCGAAGGCCGUCCUGCACCUCGGCCGCUGCCUGUCCGUCUGUCCCGCCGGUUACUAUGCCAACGGAUCAGCGUGUUCAGCCUGCCAGCCAUCCUGCGCCUCCUGCUCCGGCGGGGGGGAGUGCCGGUCUUGUGGCCCCCGGCUCCCCCUGCUGAGCCCCGAUAGCGGCGAGUGCCUCGCCUCCUGUGCUCCUGGUUCCUAUCGCCACGAUGACACGCGCUGCCGCUGGUGUCACGAGUCCUGCUCCGAGUGCCGCGGGCCGAGCCGUCAGGAGUGCGCCGCGUGUUCGGACCCGGCCGCCUUGCUCAAAGGGGGGGAAUGCGUCCUCGACUGCGGCGCCGCCUUCUACGACCGAGGAGGCGUCUGCCACGUCUGCGACGCCUCCUGCGCCUCCUGUUUCUCCGACAACCCCGAGUGCAUGAGCUGUCUGCCGGGCGCCGCAUUGCAUCAUGGGAAGUGCAUUUCCCAGUGCCCAGCUCAGCAUUACCCGGACGGCCGCGACAGAUGCCGAGGCUGCCACGCCUCCUGCGCCUCCUGCUGGGGCUCCUCAGCGUUGCAGUGCUCCUCCUGUCCCGAUGGGCGUCUCCUCCACCAGGGCCAGUGUGUGGAGGUCUGCGGGGAGAGGCUCUACCCCCAGGACGACUCCUGCCACAAUUGUCACCCGUCUUGCCGGUCCUGCGCCGGGCCGCUGGCCUCGGACUGCGUCCGCUGCUUGAAACCCGAGGAGGCCCUGGUGCCGCGGGACGGAGCCCUGCGGCGCGGCGUCUGCUCGGCCGGCUGCACCGCGCGCAGCUUCCUGGACCACGAGCACACCUGCAGAGAGUGUUAUCCCUCCUGCUGGCAGUGCACCGGGCCGUCUGCAGACAACUGCACUUCCUGUCUGUCUCCGUCCAGCCUGCACGAGGCCCGCUGCCUCCACACCGUCCCACAGGGCUUCUUCACCCAAGACAACCUGAGCCAAGCUUGCCACCCGUCCUGCCGGACCUGCUCCGGUGCCUCCCAGGCCGACUGCACCUCCUGCCCCCCGCUGGCCUCCCUGCAGAGCGGCUACUGCAGGACCAGCUGCCCAGAGGGGCUCUUCCUCCACGCCGUCACUGGAGAGUGCCUCGAGUGCAGCCCUGACUGUCAGCGCUGUGCGGCCGACCUCCAGACGGGCAUCGGCAGCGUGUGCCUGUUGUGCCGAGCGGCGAGGACCCGGUUGCUGGGCGACCACUGCGUGCCCGAGUGUCCACGGGGCCACUACGACAGGCACGGCGCCUGCAUCAGAUGUUCCCCGUCAUGUGACUCCUGCAGGGGGGCGGGGCCUCUCUCCUGCACCUCCUGCCCCCCCGGCCUCCUCCUGCUGCCCUCGGGCCUCUGCGCUCCCCAGUGCCCCCAGGGUUACUAUGACAACGGCCACAGGAGCUGUCAGGCCUGUGACCCUCAGUGUCUGACCUGUGACCUCUCGGGCGUCUGCUCGUCCUGCAGAGACCCAAACAAGGUGCUGCUGUUCGGGGAAUGUCAGUACGACAGCUGCGCCCACCAGUACUACCUCAACACCACCACCAGGAGCUGCAGGGAGUGUGACUGGAGCUGUAACUCCUGCCGAGGUCCCCUGCGGACCGACUGCCUGCUGUGCAUGGAGGGCCACGUGUUGCAGGAGGGCGUGUGCACCCUGGGGUGCUCCCCCGGCUCCUUUCAGGACGGAGACAAAUGCCUCGGCUGUGAUGAUCACUGUGUGGAGUGUGGGGGUCCAGCUCAGUGUCACCAGUGCCAGACCCCCUACGCCGCCCUGCAGGGUCAGUGUGUGCUGGAAUGUGGCAGAAACCACUUCCUUGACGGCCAAUCACAGACCUGCAAAUCGUGCUCCUCCGACUGCGUGCUGUGUGAGGGCGUCGGUCUCUGCGGCGCCUGUGGAGGCCACGCCUACCUCAUGGAGGGCUACUGCACGCCGGACUGCGGACGCGGAUUCUACGCCGACCAGAAGACCCGGACCUGCCACGUGAACAUCCGGCCCCCGGUCCUGCAGGUCAACGGGUCCCUGCUGGUCCCCCUUGGGGGUCUGGCCCCGCUGCCCCCCAGCCUGCUGCGGGUGAAGGACCCCGACAGCCCCCCUGAGCGGCUGGUCUUCCAGUUGGUCCGGGUCCCCGCCAACGGCCGGCUGGUCCUGUUCGGAGCGGAGGGAGAGGGGUCCGGCCGGGACCUGAACGGGGACGACACCUUCACCUGGGCGGAGCUGAGGUCCGGCCGGGUCCGGUUCAGACACCAGGAGGACAAAGCCAGGACCGGUGACUUCUCCCUCCGUGUGUCUGACCCUCAGCUGUCCUCUCCUCCAGAGACGGUCCACGUUCAGGUCGUUUCUCUGCAGCCUCCGCGGGUCGUGGCCCUCGCCCCUCUGAUCGUGGGGGGCCGCGGCGCCACGGCGUCCAUCACCAGGUCGGUGCUGCAUGUGGACGACCCCGACAACCCGGCCGACGUCCUGCUGGUCGUCCUGGAGCCGCCCCGCCACGGCCGGCUCACCCGUCUCCACGGCGACCGCGCCCUGGGCCGCUUCAAGCUGGAGGAGCUGCGGCGGGAACAGAUCCGCUACGUCCACGACGGCUCGGAGGGGGCCGAGGACGGGGCGGUGCUGCAGGUCAACGACGGCCACAGCUACCGCAACGUCCUGCUGCAGGUCCACAUCCGCCAGGAGGCCGCCGACGCCCCUCACGCGCCGGCAGCCACCUGGGUGAAGGAGGGAGGCAUGGUGCUUCUGGGUAAAAGACACCUGCAGGCCGCCUUCAAGGGGGUGGGCAGCGAUGACAUCGUCUACACCAUCGACGUCUCGGAGGGGAAACCCAAACACGGUGAGGUGGUGCUGGUGUCCACGCUGGCCGAUGGCCCUGCUGAGGGAUGGCGCCCGGCGCCGGCCGACGAGCGCGGCCUUACGGCCACGACCUCCUUUACCCAGCAGGACGUGAACGACGGCGCCGUCUGGUACCGACACUUCGGCGGCGACGCCAACGCCGACUCCUUCCUCUUCCGGGUGUCCACGAAGGCGGCGGCACUCCGGCAGGGCGAUGCCCAGACCUUCACCAUCGGCGUCCUGCCUCAGAUCCCUGGGUUCCCCCAGCUCGCCUCCGACUGCGACCUGCAGGUCACGGCUCUAGAGGACCGGGUGACCCCCAUCUCUCCUUCAGCUCUCUCCUUCGUGGACUCUGAGACUCCGAGUGAGAAGCUCAUCUACAACAUCACCAAACCUCUACCGCAGGGCCAAGGGUCCAUGGAGCACGUGGACCGGCCAUACUCCCCCCUGCAGGUCUUCUCUCAGGCCGACGUGGACCAGAUGAAGAUCCUCUACAGACCACCGGCCGCCCCCUCACACCUGCAGGAGCUGUACCAGUACUCCUUCAUCGGUCUGCCGGAGUCGCUGAGCGUUUACUUCACAGUGUCAGACGGGGAGCACACGACUCCUGAGCUGGACUUUGCCAUCCUGCUGCUGUCCAAUCACCAGCAGCCGCCGGUGUUCCAGGUCCUGGACCCGCUGCUGGAGGUGGGCCUGGGAGGACACGCCUCCAUAGGCGGUCAGCAGCUGGCGGUGAGCGAUGCCGACACGGCUCCUGACGAGCUGGAGUUUGAGUUGGUGGAAGCUCCAGUACACGGAGAACUGGUGAAGACCGACACACACACCAGCAUGAAGAACGGUGACGUCUUCACCUUCGCCGACGUCACCCGCAACGUUCUGCUCUACCGCCACGCCGGCCUCAGCGGCCAGGAGGACGCCAUGACCUUCUCCGUGAGCGACGGCAUCUCCAUGGCGAUCACGGCGGUGCAGGUGGUGGUGUUGGCGCCGGGCGGCGGCGGCGGCAACAGCGACGGGCCCCAGCGGGACCCGACGGCCACGCUGUCGCUGGAAGUGGGCGAGAAAAGCAGCACCGUGAUUGGCCGCUCACACCUGGCGUUCACCGACAACUCCUCCCCGGACCAGCAGAUCCAGAUCCAGCUGGUGUCGGUGCCGAUGUACGGCGUCCUGACCCGGAGCGAGGAGCACCAGGAGCACCAGGAGCUGAGGGAGUACUCCUCCUUCACCAUGGAGGACGUCAGCGAGCGCCGGAUCAGGUACGUCACCUCCCUGGAGACGGGCAGCCAGCCGGUCACCGACAUCUUCCACUUCGUCGUAUAUGACGCCGACGACAACCGCCUCGACAACCAGAUGUGCACCAUCACCAUCACCUCGGCGCCCAGGCAGCCGCCCACGCUCACGGUGCGCAGCGGCAUCAAGGUCCAGGAAGGUGGCCGAGUGCAGCUGUCGACCAAUCACAUCAUAGUGUCGGACCUGGACACGCCCAGGAAGGACCUGCUGGUCUGGCUCGUCAGUCCACCGAAAUACGGCUUCAUCGAAAACACCAGAAGAGGGGGCUCGGCCGGCGGCUCGCGGGUCGUCACCCCUGACGCGCCGUUCUCCGUGGACGACCUGACGGCCGACCACGUCUUCUACGUCCAGGACGGCCGGCGAGAAGCUCGGGAGCAUCGGGACGUGUUCAGCUUCUACGUCAGCGACGGGCACGGCCAGACGGAGGCGCUGGAUGUCCACAUCGACAUCCAGAGCCAGGAGGACCGGGAGCCCGUGGUGGCGGUCAGCAGCAUCCACGUGGAGGAGAACUCGGGCGUCAUCAUCACCAACUCGUCGCUCAGCGUCACCGACCGCGACACGCCGGAGAGCGAGAUCCUGUUCACCGUCGUCAGGAGGCCGUCCUACGGCAAACUCCGCAGACGUCAGUUUUACUCUCAGCCGCUGGAGAACGGCCGGGUCCUGGAUCAGGGCUCCACCUUCACCUACCAGGACGUCCUAGACCGGCUGCUGGUCUACACGCCGGAGACCUUCAGCUGGGGGGCGGACGAGAUGGGCUUCACGCUCACGGACGGCGUCUACACGCACACGGGCCGCCUGGAGUUCACCAUGGACGUCAGGAGCGAAGGGCCCCGAAUGACCGUUAACAGGGGCCUGCAGCUCCCGGCAGGGUCUUCGUCCAAGGUCACGGAGCAGAACCUGAAGGGCUCGGACGUGGACUCGGACAGCCUGAAGCUCCGGUACGUCCUCACCAGAGACCCUCCGGCCGGGAAGCUGCAGCUCAGCAAGAGCGGCCGCGUGGAGAAGAUCUCCGUGAAGGGACCCGUGAAGAGCUUCACCCAGGACGACGUCAACAGAGGCCUGCUGCAGUACAGCCACGAGAAAGGGGAGAAGGGGGGCAGCCUGUCCUUCAAGUUCAACCUGGUCGACCCGGAGGGCAACAAGCUGAUCGAUCAGUCCUUCUUCAUCAGCGUGCUCGAGGACCGCCUCCCCCCGGUCGUGGUGGUGAACAAGGGCCUGGUGCUGGACGAGAACACGGCCAAGAAGCUGACCACGCUGCAGCUGUCGGCCAGCGACCAGGACAGCGAGCCGGGCGAGCUCGUCUACCGGGUCACCAAGGAGGCGGGCCUGGGCCACCUGGAGCACGCCGCCAGCCCAGGCACCAGAACCAGCACCUUCACCCAGGCUGAUCUGGUCUCACGCAGCAUCCAGUACGUCCACACCAGCGAAGAAGAGAAGCACGCCGACCAGUUCUCCUUCUCCGUGUCCGACGGGACUAAUGAGGUGGCCCAGACGUUCUACAUCACCAUCAGACCUGUGGACGACUCGCUGCCUCUGCUCCAGGUUCCCGGCAUGAGGGUCCAGGAGGGCGUGAGGAAGACCAUCACGGAGUUUGAGCUGAAGGCCACUGAUGCAGACACUGAGGCGGAGUCCAUCGUCUUCACCGUGGUCCAGGCUCCUCGUCACGGCACCAUCGAGCGCACUGGCAACGGGCAGCACUACCGGCAGACCGGCAGCUUCACCAUGGACGACGUGUACCAGAACCGGGUCAGCUACAACCACGACGGGUCCAACUCGCUCAAGGACCGCUUCACCUUCAGCGUGGCCGACGGCACAAACCUGCUGUUCAUGGUGGAGGAGGGUGGCACGGAGAUCGUGACGGCCGCGCCGCAGAAGUUUAAGAUCGAUAUUCUUCCGGUGGACGACGGCACGCCGCGCAUCGUCACCAACCUGGGGCUGCAGUGGCUGGAGUACACGGACCACACGGCCACCAACCUAAUUACCAAGAAGGAGCUUCUGACCACCGACCCAGACACCGACGACGGGCAGCUGGUCUACGAGGUCACCACCGAGCCCAAGCUCGGCUUCCUGGAGAGCAAAAUGAAGCCCGGAGAGGCCGUCACCUCCUUCACGCAAGCCGAUAUCAACAUGGGUCUGAUCCGCUACGUGCUGCAGCAGGAGGACGUCCAGGACACCGUGGACAACUUCAAGUUCCUGGUGAAAGACAGCAAACCCAACGUGGUCAGCGACAACGUCUUCCACAUCCAGUGGUCGCUCAUCAGCUUCGAGCACAAAAGCUACAACGUGAGCGAGAAGGCCGGCACGGUGGCGGUGACGGUGAAGCGGACGGGCAACCUCAACCAGUACGCUAUCGUGCUCUGCCGCACCGAGCAGGGCGUUGCCACCUCCACCAGCAGCGUGGGCUCCCGGCCGGGCCAGCAGGACUACGUGGAAUACGCCGGACAGGUGCAGUUCGACGAGCGCGAGGACACCAAGGUGUGCACGGUGGUCAUCAACGACGACCAGGUGUUCGAGGGCGCAGAGAGCUUCCAGGUGGAGCUCAGCAUGCCGGCGUAUGCGCUGCUGGGCGGGAACACGCGCGCCCUCGUCUUCAUCAACGACACCGAGGACGAGCCCACGCUGCAGUUCGACAAGAAGACGUACCACGUCAACGAGAGCGCCGGCAUCGCGCACGCCGCCAUCGAGAGAAAAGGCGACACCUCCAGCACCGUGUCGGCGCUCUGCUCCACCGUGGCCCGCUCGGCUCAGGGCAGCAGCCUCACGGCUCUGGAGUCCGGCUCCGACUACAAGAGCCGCGGCGCCACCGGCGACCACCGCGUGGUCCUCGGCCCCGGCGUCACCAUGACGACCUGCGACGUCACGCUCAUCGACGACAGCGAGUACGAGCUGUCCGAGGAGUUCGAGCUGGUGCUGUCGGACCCCUCGGACAACGCCCGCGUGGGGCGCGUGGCCACCACCAAGGUCGUGAUCGACGGGCCCAACGAUGCGUCGACCGUCACGCUAGGAAACGCCACCUUCACCUUCAGCGAGGACGCCGGCACCAUAGAAAUCCCGGUGCUGCGUCGGGGCAGCGACCUGUCAUCUGUGACCUCCGUGUGGUGCGCCACCCGACCUUCGGACCCCCCCUCCGCCAGCCCCGGGGUGGACUAUAUCCCCAGCUCCAAGAAGGUGGAGUUCAAACCCGGUAGAACCCAAGAGACCUGCAGCCUGACCAUCAUGGACGACGUCCAGAACCCGUCCAUCGAGGGCGCCGAGUCCUUCGUGGUGUUCCUCAGCUCCCCGCAGGGCGCCGUCCUCCAGGAGCCCUACGAGGCCGACGUGGUCAUCACCGACACCUUCCAGGACAUUCCCAGCAUGCAGUUCGAGAAGACCGCCUACACCGUGGAGGAGCGCGGCGGCGCCCUGCACAUCCCCGUCGUCCGCACGGGCGACCUGUCCCUCAGGUCGUCGGCGCGCUGCUUCACCCGCACCAUGUCGGCCAUGGUGAUGGACGACUUCGAGGAGCGCAGGAACGACGACGAGUCGCGCGUCACGUUCCUCCGAGGGGAAAAGGUGAAGAACUGCACUGUCCACGUCCUGGACGACUCAGUGUUCGAGCCCGUGGAGGAGUUCCAGGUGCAUCUUGGGACGCCGCUGGGCGACCACUGGAGCGGCGCCAUGGUGGGCGCCGCCGACGUCGUCACCGUCACCAUCACCAACGAUGAAGACGCUCCCACCAUUGAGUUCGAGCAGGCGUCCUAUCAGGUGAGGGAGCCACCCGGGCCCGAUGGCGUGGAGGUCCUCGACGUCAAGGUGGUCCGCGGGGGGGAUCUGGACCGCACCUCCAAGGUCCGCUGCAGCACCCGAGACGGGUCGGCCCAGUCCGGGGUGGACUACAACCCCAAGAGCCGCGUGCUCAAGUUCCCCCCUGGGAUGGACCACAUCCUAUUCAAGGUGGAGAUCCUGUCCAACGAGGACCGGGAGUGGCACGAGUCCCUGACGCUGGUGCUCGGCCCUGACGACCCCGUGGAGGCGGUGCUCGGGGAGAUCACCGUGGCAACGGUGACCAUCCUGGACCAGGAGGCCUCGGGGAGCCUUAUCCUGCCCGCCACGCCCAUCGUGGUCUCCCUCGCCGACUACGACCACGUGCAGGAGGUGACCAAGGAGGGCAGCAAGAAGACGCCCUCGCCGGGCUACCCCCUGGUGUGCGUCACGCCCUGCGACCCCCACUACCCCAAGUACCCCGUGAUGAAGGAGCGCUGCGAGGAGGCCGGCAUCAACCAGAGCCAGGUCCACUUCUCCUGGGAGGUGGCAGCGCCCACCGACACCAGCGGCGCCCGCUCCCCCUUCGAGACGGUCACGGACACCACGCCGUACACCGGCGUCAACCACAUGGUGCUGGACAGCAUCUACUUCAGCCGCCGCUUCCAAGUGCGCUGCGUGGCUCAGGCCCGGGACAAGUCGGGUCACCUGGGCACGCCGCUGAGGAGCAACGUGGCCACCGUCGGCACGGAGGGCGCCAUCUGCCACACGCCCGUCACCACGGGGACCGCCAGGGGCUUCCAGGCCCAGUCCUUCAUCGCCACGCUCAAGUACCUGGACGUCAAGCACAAGGAGCACCGCAACCGCAUCCACAUCUCGGUGCAGAUCCCCCACCAGGACGGCAUGCUCCCCCUGGUGUCCACCAUGCCGCUGCACAACCUGCACUUCCUGCUGUCGGAGUCCAUCUACCGGCAGCAGCACGUCUGCUCCAACCUGGUGACCCUCAAGGACCUGCAGGGGCUCUCCGAGUCGGGCUUCCUGGACGACGUGUCCUACGACAGCAUCUCCCUGGGGCCGGGGUACGACCGGCCGUACCAGUUCAACCCCAACGUCCGGCAGGACAAGAGCAUUCAGCUCUACAAGCACCUCAACCUCAAGAGCUGCAUCUGGACCUUCGAUGCCUACUACGACAUGACGGAGCUCAUCGACGUCUGCGGGGGCUCCGUCACCGCCGACUUCCAGGUCCGGGACUCGGCCCAGUCCUUCCUGACGGUGCAGGUUCCUCUCUACGUGUCCUACAUCUACGUGACGGCGCCGCGGGGCUGGGCCUCUCUGGAGCACCACACGGAGAUGGAGUUCUCCUUCUUCUACGACACCGUGCUGUGGAGGACGGGCAUCCAGACGGACAGCGUGCUCUCCGCCCGGCUGCAGAUCAUCAGGAUCUACAUCCGAGAAGACGGGCGGCUGGUCAUCGAGUUCAAAACCCACGCCAAGUUCAGAGGUCAGUUUGUCCCUGAACACCACACGCUGCCGGGCCACAAGUCCCGCCUGAUGGCGCCCGACCACCUGGGCGGCGUGGAGUUCGACCUCCAGCUGCUGUGGAGCGCUCAGACCUUCGACUCCCCGUACCAGCUGUGGAGAGCCACCAGCUCCUACAGCAGGAAGGACUACUCUGGGGAGUACACGGUGUUCCUGGUGCCGUGCACCGUGCAGCCCACGCAGCCCUGGAUCGACCCCGGGGACAAGCCGCUGUCCUGCACCGCCCAUGCUCCAGAGAAGUUCCUGGUGCCGAUCGCCUUCCAGCAGACCAACCGGCCCGUCCCCGUGGUCUACUCCCUCAACACAGAGUUCCAGCUGUGCAACAACGAGAAGGUGUUCACCAUGGACCCGGCCGCCGCCGCCACCGCCGGCGCCAUGGCGACCGAGAUGGAUUACAAGGGGGCGUUCUCCAUGGGCCAGACGCUGUAUGGCAGGGUGCUGUGGAGCCCCGAGCAGAACCUGAACGCAGCCUACAGGCUGCAGCUGGAGAAGGUGUACCUGUGCACGGGCCGGGACGGGUACGUGCCCUUCUUCGACCCCACGGGCACGCUGUACAACGAGGGGCCGCAGUACGGCUGCAUCCAGCCCAACAAGCACCUCAAGCACCGCUUCCUGCUGCUGGAUCGUAAGCAGCCCGACGUCUGUGACAACUUUUUCCAUGACGUUCCCUUCGAGGCUCAAUUCGCCUCCGACGUCCCGGAGGUGCAGAGCGUGGCUGCCAUGCCGGGCGUCGACGGCUUUACCAUGAAGGUCGACGCCCUCUACAAGGUGGAGGCGGGGCACCAGUGGUACCUGCAGGUGAUCUACGUCAUCAGCCCCGAGUCGCGCUCCGGACCCCGGAUCCAGCGCUCGGCGACCCCCCCCCACCUGCUGAGCCGCCCCCGGCGCGACCUGGUGGACCGCAGCGGCCGCCUGGCGCUGGACGAGUCGCUGAUCUACGACAACGAGGGCGACCAGGUGAAGAACGGCACCAACAUGAAGUCGCUCCGCCUGGAGGCCGCCGCCACGGCGCCCGCCGCCUCCUCCUUCAACGCCCACGUGGGUGGCCAGGUGGGCGGGGGCGUGGCCGCCGUCGUCCUGCUGGCGCUGGCGCUGCUGCUCGCCACCUGCCUCCUGGCGCGGCGCUGCCGGCGGAAGGCGGCGAAGAAAGCAGCGGCGGCGCCGGCGCCCGAGGAGUACCCGCUCAACACCAAGGUGGAGGUGUGCCUGGACAAGUGCAUGGAGAAGAAGUUCGGCAGCCGGCAGUGCACCGUGAGGAACAUCAACGUGCUGCACAAGCCCAAGGUCAAGCAGGUCAACCUGGAGGUCAAAGUCCACAACAACCUCCACGACGGCACCGAGGUCUGAAACACCGGGCCACGGAAUAUAUGAGAAUUUUUAUUUUAUAAGAUAAAGUUUGUACUUAAAGUGUAUUUUUAUACCACUUUUGGGGGGGGGGGAAAGGGAAGAGGCGUUUUUUUGGGCUACCUCAGGAAUCAACCAAUCGGCUCCACCGCUCAUCUCACCACAUGCUCCUCUUGUUCUAUGUAAAUAAUAACAAAAGAAAGAACAAUGACAUCUGUACAAGUGCAAUUAUGCCACAAUGUUGCAUUAAAAGAACAAACAGACGUGUGUUUCAAGCCUUAUACUUCGAGACAUUUGAACAUUUAUUUUAUUAUUAUCCUGCCAAUAUUUAAAGGGCCACACAGUAUUUUGUUCUCAUUUUAAAAAAUCAUCCAGUGUUUUUAAUUCAUUUUUUAUUAUUUGUUACGUCCAAUAAGUGGACAUAAUUAAUCCGAUUCGCCUUACUCCCGUUUUCUGAUGAGAAAAAUCACUUUUUUAAAUGGUGUGUUUAUAAAAGUGUGUGUGUGUGUGUGUGUGUGUGUGUGUGUGUGUGUGUCUUCCUCCAAAGACACACAAAAACCUCCCCCUUUAUUUGGAAUGUUUUUAUUUUUCUCUCAUGUUUGUAUUAUUAUGACAUCGCCCUCUUAUGGAAUGUGUGACGCUACUGAUGGAAAGAGGAGAAAAAAACCUCUUUUCUUUCUCUUCACUCACCUCCUGUCUUCUCUCAACCGUGUGCCUACAACACGGGAACAGGACAAUAAUAACAACAAUAUAUAUAUUUUUGGUGCUAUCAUUGUGUGGAACAAUAACUACGAUGCUGUCAACAUGAUGCCUUGUAUUCGGUGCCUUUUUUUAAGUAAUAAAGAAUAAUGGAAAAAACAGGA
Pseudoliparis swirei is the source of this 13140-nucleotide messenger RNA. It is a transcript of the gene fras1, whose product is annotated as Fraser extracellular matrix complex subunit 1. Gene Ontology annotation, cellular component: membrane. NCBI's taxonomy places the organism in Eukaryota, Metazoa, Chordata, Actinopteri, Perciformes, Liparidae. The transcript is spliced from 72 exons. Bases 272 to 12280 code for a protein of 4002 amino acids. Gene Ontology annotation, molecular function: protein binding. Gene Ontology annotation, biological process: cell communication. The record is from RefSeq and is a predicted model, not a curated record.